CACCACCACCACCAUCGUAUUUAUUUCUCUUUCUGUUUCCCCUCUGUUGCUUUUUCCUUCCUCACUUGUUCUCUCGCGUCUUUCCUCUGUCUUUUUCACAACUGGAACAUUAACCACACCACACCACACCACACUGCACCGGUUUACGCUUAAACUACACUCCACACCUCUGACCACCAAAAGUUAUUAAACAUUCUCGCGAAUGAGAACAUCACAGCAGCGCUCUCACUGUCCACGACACCUCACCACCAAGUUACGAUAGGAACCACACGCACACACACACCACUAAGUUGUGAUACAAAACGCUACAGCCCUCAACUCCACACCACAUCACAAAUUUCUGAAGAAACUAUUCGUUUAACCCAGCCUGCCAAUGGGGUAAAAUUGUAAUCAAAAAUUUGACUUUUGUGAUAUUUUCUCACAGUUCAGAUUACUCUGGGGUCAGCAUUUUAACUUUUGAUUUACCAGUGUGCCUGCAGGAAUCCGUUCGAAUAAGCAUCAGUUAUGUUCUAGGAUUUCUGUGUAUCUUCAAGCCACGAAUCCUUUUUGAUAGUAUCUGUGGUCUAAAAUCGUACCAGGUGUGAAAAGUUGGGAAACAGACCGACCAUGGGCAAAAACGGGGCCAGCUUCCCGAGGAAAAACCUGGAUUCUUUCUGCUCGUCGUCGUCCUCCGUCGAGAUUAUAAGCGAGGAGAAGUUCAGUAAGAGGACAAAGAAUUCUGCAUCUUCAUCUUCUCAGCCAUUGCUGUCGGCAUGUUCAAAUUGUUACAAGGAGCGAACAAAGUCGACAGGCGGCCGGCGGCACAGGCGCCAUAAACAGGUGAAGUCUAAGACGCCGAUAGUUAUUUGCCUCAAGGACUCGUUAGAUGCUGCCCGCAGGUUGAAACAGAAAGAUGAGAGGGUGUACAAUAAAGAUUGCCAAGCGUCUACAGUGACGAGAAAUAUUACUACUACUACUACUACUACUACUACAAGUGACAAUGUUGGUGCUGAUCCAAUUUAUUCCAGGUUCCAAGAAGACAAAGGUAAAAAACUUCAGGCCCUCUUGUCGGAGAUAGAAAAACCCAACCAGAAUGAAACUUGUGGAAAUAUUGUGAAGAAUCUAGAUCUGGACACUGGUCAGUUGUGCUCGGCCUGCCAGAAUUUGAACUCGUCCAGUCACCUGCUUAACAAUGCGCCGCACCGCACCAGACGUAAUGAGCGGUCAAGUCGGUCGUUGCACCACUUUCAGCACAGCAAAGGAACGAACAACGUUGACGUGAUUCGGAAUGACUUAUUUAGGGGUGAUGGUCACGAUGCCAACCCUGACUCAGAAACUGCUGAAUAUGAAGACACUUCUUCUCUGUCUUCAAGCUCAGACAGCAGUAAUGCAUAUGAAUGCGACAGCAUGCCUCGUUCUAGAGGUGACUGCAUGUCCAUCCAUGACACAUUUUGUUGCAGACGGAUGCCUCAGAAAAUAGCUUAUGGGGACUCCCUUGAGAAAUUGGCACAAUUCACCACCGGUGUGCCUCUGUAUCAUUACGGGUCGAGCCUGCACUACAGGUGUUCUAUGCAGGUGUCGAACCCCUGGUACCAGGAAGGGUACCACCACAGCAACAACAGCAAGUUGGAGGAGUAUCGGUAUCAUGUAAAUAACAGAAGCUUCGAGGAGUAUCCCUACACUGACCACAAUGCCAGAACCCCUCCUGCUGUCGUCUCGGUCAGUGCAGAAGAUGCAGGCCUGUCGGACUUCUCGACAACCGACCAAGACUCCAACAGGGAAUCGGAGUCGCCACUGACCAGUGUGGAUGAGGGGGAUGCUGACAGUAACAGUGAGGUCGAUAGUAACUUGGACUCUGAAAACCACCAGUGUGUCGACUGUGUCUACGUUGAUCUUACCGAUACUGAUGUUACUUUCUCGGUUUACUACCAUGAGAAUCUGUUUGGGCUCUACAACAGCUACAAGAAAAAGAAGAAACAGAGGAGGGCUUCCGCUUGGGGUGUCCCCUCUUGGGGCACGCCACUGGGCUUCACAAACGCCUCCUCAUCCUACUACCCUUACACCGCCUCAUGGCCGUGGCCCUACUGGUCGUCCAUGUUCUUCCCGAACAGUUCGCUGCCCAAAACGGUGAUGAUACCCCCAAAAGAGCUAAAGAAAUUCAAUGUAACGCAGCCGCCGCAACGUCAAUGGAUCCCUGUACAGCAGCGCGACUGUUCCAGACCAACAGCUGUGUUCACCGUGAUGUGUUACAACGUACUCUGUGAUAAAUACUGUACCAGGCAGCUGUAUGGUUACUGCCCCACCUGGGCCCUCAACUGGGAGUACCGAAAGAAGGGCAUUAUGGAUGAAAUCAAACAUUACAGAGCUGACAUCAUCAGUUUGCAGGAGGUGGAAACUGACCAGUUCUAUAACUUCUUCCUACCUGAACUGAAGAGAGACGGUUACAACGGAAUCUUCUCACCAAAGUCACGGGCUCGCACCAUGAGUGAACAGGAAAGAAAGCAUGUUGAUGGGUGUGCUAUAUUCUUCAGGGAAGCCAAGUUCCAUUUCAUUAAGGAAUAUCUGAUUGAGUUCAACCAGCUGGCUAUGGCUAAUGCCGAGGGCAAUGAUGAUAUGCUUAACAGGGUGAUGACCAAGGACAACAUUGGUCUGGCUGCACUCCUUGAGGUCAAGGAGCCUCAUUAUGAAACUGGAAUGCCAGCUGAUCGACUCCGGGGUCAGCCGUUGCUUGUAGCCACGGCCCACAUCCACUGGGACCCAGAAUACUCCGAUGUGAAGCUUAUUCAGACAAUGAUGCUGAUGUGGGAGCUAAAACAGAUCAUCGAAGACACGUGCCGGGGUUACGGCUUGACUGCUCCCACCAUCGACUGCAAUGCCAUUCCUUUGCUGUUGUGUGGAGAUCUCAAUUCACUGCCAAAUUCAGGAGUUGUGGAGUACCUAAGUACAGGGAAAGUAGCAGCUGACCAUCUUGACUUCAAGGAGUACGCCUAUCGUUCUUCGUUACGCAAGAUAAGUACUGCUGAAGGAAAAGAUGCCUUGGCUCACAGCUUCCGCCUGUGCCGGGCCUACCAAGGGGACACAAUGCCAUUCACUAACUAUACGUAAGUAAACUGACCAUGUUUGGCACCUUUUGGGGGGCCUGGUGGUGGGGUUAGGGUCACCUGUAUUGAGGGCACUGGGCUUUUGGUGCUGGGAAAGUUUUAGGAUGGCUGGUGGUGACUUGGGAGUUGUAGAAGUGACCAGUGCGGACGUGAGUGUUCUGGAGUGAUUGGUGGUUCAUUGAGACCAUUUUGGAGUGACCAACAGUGUUGUGGAUGUUCUAGAAUGA
Molecule: messenger RNA, 3307 nt
Organism: Octopus bimaculoides (California two-spot octopus)
Lineage: Eukaryota; Metazoa; Mollusca; Cephalopoda; Octopoda; Octopodidae
Source: RefSeq, a predicted model, not a curated record